ACAUAUUUACAAAUUUAAGUGUCAAGGAACUCGAUCGACGACGACCCAACAAAACCCUAGCCUCGACCUCGGCCUAAAAGGUACCUAGCAGGAAAAGUUGCUAUGUCAGCCUUCCGAGCUUUCUGGAACAGUCCUGUGGGGCCAAAAACAACUCAUUUUUGGGGACCUGUUGCUAACUGGGGCUUCGUCGUUGCUGGUUUGGUAGAUAUGAACAAACCCCCUGAGAUGAUAUCUGGCAACAUGACUGCAGCCAUGUGUGUUUAUUCAGGACUCUUUAUGCGGUUUGCAUGGAUGGUAAAGCCUCGAAACUACCUGCUUUUAGCAUGCCAUGCCUCCAAUGAAUCAGUUCAGCUCUAUCAGUUAUCUCGCUGGGCAAGGGCCCAAGGAUUCCUGGACAAGAAAGAGCCUGAGGUGCAGCAAUAGAUUCUGAAAGUGGGUUUUAUCUUUGGUUUAUUCAAUAAAGAGGUGAUGUUACUGACGCUUUAUUUUGUUUAGAUUGCAAUUUGAAUUGUUUAUACUAUUUUUAUCAAAGAUCUUGCGCUGGUUCUCCUCCUAAAUCUAUCUAAACUGUGUUGCGAAUUUGUUGCUUCGUGGAUUUGCGAUUAUCUGUUGGUAUCCAAGAAGGGAUUGAUUUUUAUUUUUAUUUUUUUU
This is a messenger RNA of Ananas comosus (pineapple), 651 nucleotides long. RefSeq names its product mitochondrial pyruvate carrier 1. Gene Ontology annotation, cellular component: mitochondrial inner membrane. The coding region runs from base 103 to 423 and encodes 106 amino acids. NCBI's taxonomy places the organism in Eukaryota, Viridiplantae, Streptophyta, Magnoliopsida, Poales, Bromeliaceae. The transcript has 5 exons. Gene Ontology annotation, biological process: pyruvate import into mitochondria. The record is from RefSeq and is a predicted model, not a curated record.